This is a messenger RNA of Salvia splendens (bonfire salvia), 1707 nucleotides long. RefSeq lists its product as uncharacterized. The record is from RefSeq and is a predicted model, not a curated record. NCBI's taxonomy places the organism in Eukaryota, Viridiplantae, Streptophyta, Magnoliopsida, Lamiales, Lamiaceae. The transcript has 2 exons. Bases 931 to 1707 code for a protein of 258 amino acids.
AAGCAUUCACUCUCAUUCGUCAUAAUGUAUGCUGAUGGAUGGCAUGCUGCAGGGUGCUGAGAGUCCCCAAAACGAUGGCUUCGGUGAGUUUAAACGUACGCUUGAAUUUGUGCACUGCACUCUGGCUUGGCUUAUACGUGUGUUUUCGAUGGUGUCAGUGGAUUGGAGAUCUCUCAAGCAAAAUCAAGACCAUGAUCAUGAUGGUUGGUCCAGUCCAAUAUAUGAAUUCAGUUCUUGUGGCUUUAUCAUAUCAGCAACGGUUUUAAUCUUUUCGAUUACUAGGCAACGGAGUAAUGCCAGCGAAGCACACACUCGAGCUUGUUCUUGAUACACUGCAGAGGUGAAGUGAAACUUGAUUGUAUUAACUACCUACAUGAAUGAUUAAGUUGAAUACUGAAUAUGAAUUCAUGUUUUUUAGGAGAGAUACAUAUGAGAUAUUUGCUCAACCAGUUGAUCCUAAUCAGGUUUGUGGUUUGUUUCUUCAUCUCAAAUUCUCUUAGCUCAGCUCGACUAUCUCUCGUUGUUUCUUAAACAGGUUGAGAAUUAUUACGAGAUCGUUAAAGAGCCUAUGGACUUUGGCACAAUGAGGGCUAAACUCCAUGAAGGGAUGUACCAAAAUCUUCAACAAUUCAAGGUUUGCUUCGCUUUGCUUCAUGUUUCAUGAGUAAACAACAGAAGCCAAGGCCUAAAUUGGUUUAUGUUGGCAGCAUGAUGUGUUUCUCAUACCAGAAAAUGCAAUGCAUUUCAACUCCUCCACCACCACUUACUUCAGACAGGUAACACUAACUCUCAACCUCAACGUUAUUCUCCAUUUCAUCGACGACCUCUACUGUGCCACAGGCGCGUGCUAUACAUGACUUAGCUAAUAAGGUCUUUCAUCUCCUUAAAACAAAUCCCGAAAACUUUGUCGAGGGGACAAGACGAAGAUCUAUGAGGAAAACUUUAUGCGGUUCCAUCCCUAAGCCCCCUGCUUCAACAUUUCGACCAAAGACCACUGGUUUUUAUCUUCCUCUUCCCUGUUUAUUUUCCAUGUUUUGCAAAUUCAUCCCUGAGAUGAAUACAUGUGUGUAUAUAUAUACAGGUAGACUGUCGAAUUCUCGAGUAGAAGAUAGGAGGAGAGUGACAUACUUGUGCAAGGAGGAUGCAGCAGGCUCAACCACUUCCAAACCACUGAUUCUGGGAGACAUUAGCUACGAGGAUAGCUUAAUGUCGUAUGUAAAGGAUUUGGGACCAACGGCACAAAUGGUUGCAAUGCGGAAGCUACUAGGACAGCAUGAAACAAAAACUUGUCACAAACCAAAACAAUUCAAGACAUUCCGCGACUUUGCUCCUGCAGGCUGCAACCCCUUUACCAAAGCUAGCAACACAGCUCGAGAUGGGGAAGAAGCAAAGUUGGAACAAAAGAGAAAAGACAAGAAAGCCACAGCCGUUAUUAAAGAUUUGAAUUGUUCAUCAAGACCGGUUAUACUAGCUUUAGAGAACUGCCAUUCUGAAUACAAGUCCAGAAACAAGAAAAGCUGCAAUGUAUCAGCAACUCCCAAACCUGUCUGCGAUGAAGCUGCUCCGCAGAAGCCAGAGAAGAAGCAUUUGCCAGUAUUAUCCCGCUUCACUUUCGAUCUUCCCUUCUUUAAAGCACGGCUUGAGCAGAUUAAUGCAGUGGAGAUGGGGUUGAAGAGGAAGAAACCGGGGCUCUCGAUUUAUCAAUGA